GUGGCGGCCCACUCAGGACCCAGCGGGGGCAGCGCGAUGAGGCGGAUGACCCUGUUCCUGAACGGCAGCCUGCAGAACGGAAAGGUGGUUGCUGUAUAUGGAACUUUAUCUGAUUUGCUUUCCGUGGCCAGCAGUAAACUCAGCAUAAAAGCCACCAGUGUGUAUAAUGGGAAAGGUGGACUGAUUGAUGAUAUUGCUUGGAUCAGGGAUGAUGAUGUUUUGUUUGUUUGUGAAGGAGAGCCAUUUAUUGAUCCUCAGACAGAUUGUAAGCCUACUGAAGGAUUGUUAGGAUUCCACACAGACUGGCUGACAUUAAAUGUUGAAGGGUGGUACUUUACAACUACACGGAGCACUUUAGUGAAUAAAGAACCUAACAGUAUGCUGGCCCACAUGUUUAAGUACAAAGGUGUCUGGGGAAAUAAGCAAGAUCAUAGAGGAGCUUUCUUAAUUGACCGAAGUCCUGAGUACUUUGAACCCAUUUUGAACUACUUGCGUCAUGGACAGCUCAUUGUAAAUGAUAGCAUUAAUUUAUUAAGUGUGUUAGAAGAAGCAAGAUUUUUUGGUAUUGACUCAUUGAUUGAGCACCUAGAAGUGGCAAUAAAGAAUUCUCAGCCACCAGAGGAUCAUUCACCAAUAUCCCAAAAGGAAUUUUUCCGAUUUUUACUGGCAACUCCAACCAAGUCAGAACUGUGAUGCCAGGUUUUGAACUUCAGUGGUGCCUAUCUUUCUUGUUUGGACCUUCGAUACGUUCACUUCAAAAUGGCCAAUUUAAGCCUCUGUAAUCUUGCACAUGCAAAUCUUUGCUGUGCAAAUCUUGAACGACCUCAUCUCUCUGGAUUAGUGCUUGACUGUGCAAAUAUCCAGGGAGUCAAGAUACUCUUAUAUAUAUAUAAAAAGAUGCUCUGUUCUAAUGCAGAAGGAGCAUCCCUGAAACUGUGUAAUUUUGACGAUCCUUCUGGUCUUAAAGCCAAUUUAGAAGGUGUUAAUCUGAAAGGUGUAGAUAUGGAAGGAAGUCAGAUGACAGGAAUUAACCUGAGAGUGGCUACAUUAAAAAAUGCAAAGUUGGAGAACUGUAACCUCAGAGGAGCAACUCUGGCAGGAACUGAUUUAGAGAACUGUGAUCUCUGUGGGUGUGAUCUUCAAGAAGCCAACCUGAGAGGGUCCAACGUGAAAGGAGCUAUAUUUGAAGAGAUGCUGACACCACUAUACUUGUCACAAAGUGUCAGAUGA
Messenger RNA from Symphalangus syndactylus (siamang), 1230 nucleotides. RefSeq names its product BTB/POZ domain-containing protein KCTD9-like. Gene Ontology annotation, biological process: protein homooligomerization; intracellular signal transduction. The record is from RefSeq and is a predicted model, not a curated record. Gene Ontology annotation, molecular function: protein binding. NCBI's taxonomy places the organism in Eukaryota, Metazoa, Chordata, Mammalia, Primates, Hylobatidae.